Molecule: messenger RNA, 4485 nt
Organism: Gymnogyps californianus (California condor)
Lineage: Eukaryota; Metazoa; Chordata; Aves; Accipitriformes; Cathartidae
Gene: DENND4B
Product: DENN domain containing 4B
Biological process (GO): regulation of Rab protein signal transduction
Cellular component (GO): cytoplasmic vesicle
Molecular function (GO): protein binding
Source: RefSeq, a predicted model, not a curated record
AUGUCGGACGAGAAGCCCCCGCAGCUGGUGGACUACUUUGUGGUGGCCGGACUGACGGACACCUCGAGGCCGCUGGAGGAGGAGAGCCAGCAGCACCGCCCGGCCCGCCCCAGCGAGCCCAUCACCGACGUGGCCGUCAUCAUCCGCUCGCAGGGCGAGGAGGUGCCCCACGGCUUCACCUGCAUCGAGACCACCACCUCAGGCCACCCCGUCGACCUCAACGCCGGGCUGCUCAACAACCCCCAGAUGUUCAUAUGCUACAAGCGGGGCCGGGACAAGCCCCCCCUCAUCGAGCUGGGGGUGCACUACGAGGGCAAGGACCGCCCGAAGCCGGGCUAUAAGAUCCUGGACACGACGCCCUACAGCCGCUCGGCCAACCUCAAUUCGGGGGGGCCGGGACACCAACGCACCUUCCUGACGUACCGGCGGGCGGCCGAGCCCCACGGCCACAACACGCUGGGGGUCACUGACAUCUGUCUCGUCAUGCCCAGCAAGGGCGAGAGCACCCCCCACACUUUCUGCCGGGUGGACAAGAACCUCAACACCAGCAUGUGGGGCCCUGCCCUGUUCCUGUGCUACAAGAUCGCCAUGGCCAAGGCCAACACGCUGGUCUACGAAGCAGGGCUGCUGGGACGUUACCCUGAGCAGGACAGCGAGUCCUUCCCCCUGCCCGAAUCGGUGCCCGUCUUUUGCCUGCCCAUGGGGGCCACCAUCGAGAGCUGGCCGGCCGACACCAAGUACCCGCUGCCCGUUUUCUCCACCUUCGUGCUGACCGGCGCCUCGGGCGACAAGGUGUACGGGGCGGCCAUCCAGUUCCACGAAGCGUUUCCCCGGGAGCGGCUGUCGGAGAAGCAGAGCCUGCGCCUGGGGCUGCUGAGCGUGGUGGACCGACGGCCCGUGGCCGGCCGCUCGCUGCAGACCCGCAAGAGCAUCUGCGUCCUCUCCCACUGGCCUUUCUUCGACGUCUUCCGCAAGUUCCUCAUGUUUAUCUACCGCUACUCCAUCUCGGGGCCCCACGUGCUGCCCCUCGAGACGCACAUCUCCCACUUCAUGCACAACGUCCCCUUCCCGUCCCCGCAGCGGCCGCGCAUCCUGGUCCAGAUGUCCCCGUAUGACAACCUGCUGCUGUGCCGACCCGUGUCCUCCCCGCUGCCGCUCAGCGGCGCCAGCUUCCUGACGCUGCUGCAGAACCUGGGCCCCGACAACGCGGUGGCGCUGCUGGUGGCCGUGCUGACCGAGCAGAAGCUGCUCAUCCACUCCCUGCGUCCCGACGUCCUGACCAGCGUGGGCGAAGCCCUGGUGGCGAUGAUCUUCCCCCUGCGCUGGCAGUGCCCCUACAUCCCGCUGUGCCCGCUGGCGCUGGCUGACGUGCUGUGUGCCCCCGUGCCCUUCAUUGUAGGCAUCCAUUCCAGCUACUUCGACCUCUACGAGCCCCCCAGGGACGUCAUCUUCGUCGACCUGGACACCAACACCAUCUUCCAGAGCGAGGAACGCAAGCUGCUCUCCCCCCGCUCCCUGCCCCGCCGACCCUGCAAGGUGCUGCUGGCCUCGCUGCACAGCCUCUCCCAGCAGCUGGAUGAGAUGUACAGUGGGCCGGGGGAAGAAGCGUCGCUGGAGCUGCUGCUGAGCGACGCGGAGGCGGCGCGGGGCCGACGGGCGCAGCUGGAGCUGGAGGCGCGGGCGGCUUUCCUGCGCUUCAUGGCCUGCGCCCUGCGGGGUUACCGCUCCUUCCUGCGCCCCAUCGCCCCGGCGCCCGCCCCGGCCGGCCGAGACGCCGGCAGCCUCUUCUCCCUGCAAGGGUUCCUCAAGUCCCGGGAGCGGGCGUACCACCGGUUUUACGGGCAGCUGCUGCGCACCCAGCUCUUCACCCAAUUCAUCGAGGACUGCUCCUUCGCCAGCGACCGAGACCCCUGCCUCGAAUUUUUCGACACCUGCGUGGAUAAGGUGGGUGCCGCCGGCUCCACGCCGCGUCCCUGUGUCCCCGUUCCCCGCCCCGGUGACCCCGUGCCCCCUCCCCAGGUGCAGGCGGAGCUGGAGAAGCCGGAGGACGCCCCGCUGAUGGAGCUGGACGACCCGCGGGGGGGCGAGCACACCGUCUUCAUCACCCCCCCUGAGCAGCCAGCGGGUCCCGACGGCGCCGAGCUGCCUGCGCGGUACCGCUAUGACGGGUUCCCCACCCUGCGCCCCGAGCUCCUGGAGCCCCCCCGGGACCCGCUGGUGGCCCAGCUAUGCCAGGCCAGGAGCAGUGCCCCCAGCAGCCCGGCCCCACGCAGGACCAAGCAGGAGAUGAAGGUGGCCCAACGCGUGGCCCAGAAGUAUUCCUCGGUGCCCGACAUGUGGGCCAAGUGCCUGCUGGGGCACUGCUACGGGCUCUGGUUCCUCUACCUGCCCACCCACGUCCGCGCCGCCCCCGCCAAGCUGCGGGCGCUUCAGCUGGCCUACGAGGUCCUGCGCAAGAUGGAGGCUCACAAAGUGGUGCUGCCGGACGAGGUCUGCUACCGCAUCCUGAUGCAGCUCUGCGGGCAGUACGGGGAGCCGGUGCUGUCGGUGCGGGUGCUGCUGGAGAUGAAGCGCGCCGGCAUCGUGCCCAACACCAUCACCUACGGCUACUACAACAAGGCGGUGCUGGAGAGCAAGUGGCCGGCGGGCACCCAGGGCGGGCGCCUGCGCUGGGCCAAGCUCCGCAACGUGGUGCUGGGGGCUGCCCAGUUUCGGCAGCCCCUGCGGCAGCGGGAACGCCGGGCCGCCGCGCCGCCGCCGCCAGGCGGCCGAGCCCCCCCGGCGCCCCGUCCCAGCCUGCAGCGGCAGACCACCUGGGCCGGGCGCAGCCUGCGGGACCCCCCCGGCCCCCGGCUGGUGAAGAGCGGCAGCCUCAGCUUCCCCGGUGGCACCCACGGUGAGGGGGGCCGGGGAGGGCCAGGGGAGACCCCAACUACCCGGCCCCCCCUUCUUCCCGCAGCCCUGGACCCGCUGCCCCCCCGACUGCGGGGUCCCCCCGGCUCGGCCGACGGGAGCUUGUCGGACGUCAGCUUUGCCACGGACGAGAGCGACCGGGCGGAUGAGGGGCCGGCGGGCGCCGGGGGGCCGGCGGGGGGCACGCCGCGGCGGGGGCUGGCCGCCAAGCUGCAGCAGCUGCUGUCCCCUGGCAAGCGGCCCCCGCUCCGGCCGGCCGCCAGUACCGAACUCCCUGCCGGCCCCCGGGACGACGAUGCCUGCCCGCGCCGGGGCUCCGAGCAGCGGGAUGGGGAGCCCCCGCCGCGCCGCAGCCCUGCCGAGACCCUGCUGCGCCCACGGGAGCGCCCCGAAUCCACCGCUUCCGAGAGCUCCGUCUCGCUGGGCAGCGAGUUGGACCUGUCGGACACGUCGGUGGGCAGCGCCAGCAUUCCCAAGUCCUCCGAGCCGCCGGCUGAUGGGGCAACCGGGCAGGAGCCGCCCGCCGUGGAGGUCCUGCUGUCCAGUUGCUCGCGGUGCCAGGGCUGCGGCGCGCUGGUGUACGACGAGGAGGUGAUGGCCGGCUGGACCUCCGAUGACUCCAACCUCAACACCACCUGCCCCUUCUGCGGCCGCUCCUUCGUCCCCUUCCUCAGCAUCGAGAUCCAGGACUUCCAGCUGCCCCCCAGGUAGGAUCCCCCCGGCCCAGCGGGACCCUGCGCACCCCCGUGUCCCCCAUCCUUCGGGAGAAACCCUCAUGGACCGGUGCUCAGCGACCGCCGCCGCUGCCUGGCCCUGGAUGAGGCCGAGCCGGAGCUCUGCAACGGCUGCCCGGAUGCGGCGGUGCCGCGGCGGUCGGAGAGGGUGGCUUUCGCCUACCUGAGCCCGUUGGUGUUGCGGAAGGAGCUGGAAAGUUUGGUGGAGAACGAAGGCGGCGAGUUCCUGGCGCAGCCGGAGCUGGUGGACAGCCAUCCCAUCAUCUACUGGAACCUCGUCUGGUACUUCCAACGCCUGGGGCUGCCCAGCAACCUCCCCCGCCUGCUCCUGGGCUCCCAGCACGUCACCCCGGUCCCGCAGCCCCCCGAUUCCCCCUGCGUACGCGUACGCCUGCUUUGGGACGUCCUGGCCCCCGAGCCCGACAGCUGCCCCCCGCUUUACGUCCUCUGGCGGCUUCACAGUAACGUCCCCACCCGGCUGCGGUCCUGGCGGCCCCACGGCCACCCCUUCUCGCUGGCCUUCCUGGAGGCCGUGCUGAGCCACGUGGGGCUGAGCGAGGUGCACAAGGCCAUCGCCCUCUUCCUCGAGAUGCUGGCGGCUCCGGGCGGCCCCUGGCACCUGCAAAGGAGCAUCUACCGGGAAAUCCUCUUCCUCACGCUGGCGGCACUGGGCAGGGACCACAUGGACAUCGCCGCCUUCGACAAGAAGUACAAGUCGGCCUACAACAAGCUGGCGGGGAGCCUGGGCAAGGAGGAGCUGCGGCGGCGGCGGGCGCAGCCCCCCAGCUCCAAAGCCAUCGACUGCCGCAAGAGCUUCGGGGCCACCCUCGAGUGCUAG